AUGAAGUUCUUAGUACUCCAAGAUCCCUGGGCGGUUAUGCCGUUUACGUUGCGAUGCUUGGAAAUCGUUGGCCUCCGCGUAACGCGGUGUGACUACAUCCGCUUUCUGGUGGGUGUGUUUUGGUCGGUGGCAGUAGUAGUUUUCCAUAAAGUGUACUUUGGAUUUCGAGAUCAGAUCGAUUUGCAGAUUCGCGGAUAUUCGGAGUUGUUUUUUGAAUGGCACCAAAUCGGUCGGAUACUGUUGUUCAGCUGGAAAAGCAACGAGUUUGAUAAAAUUGUACAGAUCGUCGAAAAAGUUAUCAGCAAUGUUCGGUCAAUUUCAAAUAAGAAAUUACACGAUAUGGUUAUCCAAACGAAUCAACAGAUCGACAGACGUACCAAAAUAUAUACUAUCUAUACCACCGUGGCGGUGAAUUUGUUCGUUUUAGUACCAUUGCUACAAACUACUGGAGUGUACUAUAUGAACCGCCACCGAAACGAAACCGAAAGAAUGGAAUUUGUGACGGCCAUGGAGCUGGAAUUCUUGGGGUUGAAUUUUCGUGAAAAUGUCAUUCAUUACAUCAUUUUUGAAAUAUUUGUUGUUCCCGUACACUACUGGACAGCGGCUAUAUUUGUUCUAGCUGGGAUCAUAAUGUACAGUGCAAUCAGCUGUUCAUCAUUGAUAUUCAGUUUGGUGUCAGAAAGAUUGAGCAAGCUUCACGAACUUUCCGGACAAGCUUUGCGAGACGAGCUAUCUGACAUUAUUAAGAUGCACGUGGAUGGAUUAAAGAGCAUUGAACAUUUGGAAAGGAUUGUCACUCUAGCCAUGCUUUUACAGGUCAUCGAUUGUGUUCUUAUUUGGAUUUCUAUGGUUUUAUACAUUAAAAAUAACCUUAGCUUGAAUGCGUUCAGUGUACUCGUAUUGCUGAUUGUAACGACAGCCGAAACGUACGCUCUUUGUGUAUUGACAACUCAACUUACGUAUGCGAGUUAUGCUGUGGCGGAUACCGUUUACAACAACUCCAGCUGGAGCACGUUGCCCGUUGAUGUACAGAAGGAUUUAGCCAUGAUGCUGCAAAGAGCCCAGAAACGAGAAGGUGUUACUGCAGCCAAAUUUUGCUUCAUGGACAUUGAGCGGUUCGGGGGCAUUGCGCGGGCAUCGUACUCGAUGUUUGUUGUUCUGAAGGAUAUGUUAUGA
Molecule: messenger RNA, 1176 nt
Organism: Topomyia yanbarensis
Lineage: Eukaryota; Metazoa; Arthropoda; Insecta; Diptera; Culicidae
Exons: 6
Coding region: 1-1176 (391 amino acids)
Biological process (GO): sensory perception of smell; detection of chemical stimulus involved in sensory perception of smell
Cellular component (GO): plasma membrane
Molecular function (GO): odorant binding; olfactory receptor activity
Source: RefSeq, a predicted model, not a curated record